ACACGGCGCAUCAUUCUGGGAUUGAUGACCCUAGGCCCAGACCCCACCCACGGUGCUCGCAUCACGAGUCUGGAGGAAUUCAACCGGUGCCUGGACCAUUUUCAAGAAAAAGGCUACGAUGAGGUGGACACUGCUCGACUUUAUGAUGGUGGUCGGCAGGAAGCAUUCACCCGCCAGGCAGGGUGGAAGGAGCGAGGUCUGUCGAUGGCAACCAAGUGGGCCCCACUCGCAGUAGGCGCCCACCGCGCAGAGGUUCUGGAGGAGAAGCUGAACGAGUCCCUACGCGAGCUGGGGACGGACCACGUGGACAUCUUCUAUCUUCAUGCGGCGGAUCGCACCACCCCCUUUGCAGAGACAUUCGAAACACUCGACAGACUCUACCGACAGGGCAAGUUCAAGCAGCUGGGACUAAGCAACUUCUCCGCUUUUGAGGUUGCCGAAGUCGUAACUCUGUGCAAUGAACGCGGCUGGGUGCGACCCACGAUCUACCAGGCAAUCUACAAUGCGCUAACGCGUGGAAUUGAGGAUGAGCUCAUCCCCUGCUGCCGCCGCUGGGGCAUCGACGUGGUCGUGUUCAACCCCUUGGCAGGCGGGUUCUUAUCAGGCAAAUAUAAGACGACUGAGCAUCCCGCAGACGGAAGAUUUAGUAAU
This is a messenger RNA of Aspergillus brunneoviolaceus CBS 621.78, 651 nucleotides long. Its product is annotated as Aldo/keto reductase. Lineage: Eukaryota; Fungi; Ascomycota; Eurotiomycetes; Eurotiales; Aspergillaceae. Gene Ontology annotation, molecular function: oxidoreductase activity. The annotation marks the transcript as partial. The transcript has 2 exons. The record is from RefSeq and is a predicted model, not a curated record.